CUUUUCCAUGUUUCUUUUCCUGUCAUGUCACUAUUUGGUUUUUCCACACCUUUUUCAAAAGCAACCAUAUUUGGCUUCUUCAUGAAAUCAUGAUAAUUGUACUAUCCACAAAAAAUAUCUCGAAUCAUUUCCUCAUUCCUUGAUCACCCAAUGCCUCUUACACAACGAUGGGAAACGCAGCUUCUUCCUCCCCUGGAACUAUAAACCUGCCGGAACUUCGUCGGGCAUUGCUCAAUUGGGAAUCUCGCCGGGCAGACGCCGACUUCGAAAUUCCCUGGACGAUUUCUCACCUCACAGAUGUUCUUGAUUACAUCCUAAUAUUGGAGCGCAUCAACUCCUCCUUCCACUCGGCUUCACUUAGCCCCGCCCAGACCUGGCGAUUCGGAAGUUUUUCGUAUAUCCAGGAAAACCUCCGUGAACUGCUGAAGGUGCCGGAGCUCCGGCAGCCUCGCGAAGGCGACGGAACCCUAAGGAGUAGCGUGCUCGUGGCGGAUUUUAUGAUUUUCGUGCUUAAAUUAUGGCAGCAUCCCAGAAUACGUCCGUUCGAUGGUCAAGUUGACAAUCUUAAGCGAGAGCUGAGAUUCCUGGUUAGUAUUUUAGGCGAUACGCCAUUUUUGCACGUCGAGCUCGAGCAUAUUCACAAUCUCUUAACGGAGUUUGUGGACGUGGGGAACCUCGCCGGUAGUUUGGUUUAUUGCUUCGUUUUCACCACUGAUCAGCAGUUUCAAUCCUUGACUACGAGAAUCGUAAAGGCCAUGGAUUCUCUGUUUCAACGUGUGGACCUUUUGAGAACUAAUAUAUCUAAUAUGCUUCCGUCUUUUGUUGUGGAUGCUGGUGAUAUGCAUCGAAAGGCCCGUCCUGCUGUUGAUUCACUUUCCAUUGUUGAUUCUCUAUUUUACAUUCUCGAGGAUUUAUUGAACCGUGAUUGUGGUGAGAUUAUUGAUCAAAAGGACCAAAUUAAAGUAAUUUUUCACGAGCUUAUGUUUGCGUUAUCUGCCCACGAGUACAUAAGGACAUAUUUGAAUUCAGAAACAGAGGAGCCGAGAGAAGCCGCGGUGCAGCUUAUAGACGUGGCUUACGAAACUAAAUAUCUAAUCAAUUCGUUUUUGGCUAAGAACAUUCCUCUUUGGUACGUCUCCCUCAGGCUCCCUCAUGUUGUUGACAAGAUGAAGCUUAUUGGAAGCAGGCUCCAACAAAUCGAAAGGGAUUGUGACAAGGAUAUCGUUGAGAGUUACCAAAAGGGAUUCUUAAAAGUUGCAAAGACUGAGAAUACACCUCUAUCAUCACGAGCCAAGAGAAAUAAUGAAGUUGGUGACCUUGUAAUUGGCUUUGAUGAUAAUGUGACAAAUGUUUUGGGAAAGCUAAUAGGGGAAGGCCAGCAGCUCCAAGUUAUAUCAAUCUACGGAAUGCCUGGGCUCGGUAAGACGACUUUAGCAAGGAAGAUAUACAAUCAUCCCUCGGUUAAUUAUGAUAGGUUUGACAAACGCUCAUGGUCGGUUGUUUCCCAAACGUAUGAGAGGAGAAAUCUUCUGAUUGAUAUUUUGACCAGUUCGAUUAGCGAGCUCCACAAAGAUGCAAUUUUGAAUAUGGAAGAAGAAGAAUUGGCAGACCACCUCUACAGAAGUCUAAUAGGAAGAAGGUACCUAAUAGUACUGGACGACAUUUGGAGGUUAAACGUGUGGGAUAAUUUUUUGAGAUAUUUUCCAGAUGAUUAUAAUGGAAGCCGAAUAUUGUUCACCACUAGGAACAAAGACGUGGCUCCACCUAGUUGCAUAAUCUACGAGUUUCCGUCCUUGUCGAAGGAUCAAUGUUGGAAGCUGCUGAAGAAGAAAGUGUUCAAGGAUGAGCCUUGUCCUACUAGUUUGCGAGGAAUUGGGAAGAAAAUUGCAGCAAAUUGCGGUGGACUACCACUUGCAGUGGUUGUUAUAGCGGGUAUUCUAUCAACUUUGGAAAGGGAAAAGAGUAUAUGGGAAAAUGUGGAUGCGAAUUUGGCUUCGUUCUUUUUUUGACGGUGGGGAUAGUUCGAUGAUGCAAAUAUUGGAACUCAGUUAUAAGCAUCUACCUGGAUAUUUGAAACCAUGCUUUCUUUACUUUGCGGCAUUUCCUGAGGACGCAGAAAUUCCAGCUCAGAAGUUGACGAUGCUAUGGAUUGCUGAAGGAUAUGUGAAAGAAGGAGAGAAUAAGAGUGCAGAGGUUGUAGCCGAAGAAUAUUUGAUUGAGCUAAUUGGUAAAAGCCUAGUAAUGGUUGCAAAGAGAAGAUAUGAUGGUGGAUGCAAAGCUUGUGUCAUUCAUGAUCUGUUGCAUGACCUGUGCUUAAGAAAAGCUGGAGAAGAGAAUCUCCUGAAGUUAAUGGAUGAAAACUGCUCGAUAUACGAGAGACAUCACCGCUUAUGCUUCAAUGUUUCCAAAGCCCAGAUUGAAAUAUUCAGACCCUUUUUCAUCCCACACGUAUGCUCUUUCUUCAGCCUACAUUUGAAGACAAAACCCAACCUCCUCAGCGUAAAAUUACUCAGGGCCUUGGAUUUGCAAGACAGCGAGUGUGAUCAGGGAGCAGUUAGAUUCCUGCUUCACUUGCGAUACUUGUCCGCUAACGAGACACCGCCCUCGAUAAGCCAGCUCGUGAACCUUGAAUAUCUCAUUGUAAAGACAUCGAGGAUAGUGGAUAUACACCCGACCAUCCUGAAAAUGAUGAAGCUGAGGCACCUCCAACUAGCCCCACUAGCUAUUUUCGACGAGAAUUGUGUCAGCUCCUUGACAAACAACCUCCAGUACCUCUCAAAUGUAAGCAUAAGCAAUCUAAAGGAAGAGAAUGUGCUGAGAUGUUCGCCCGAUCUCAUUAAACUCAAAUGCAGAUGUCAGCCCUUUACAGACGAGCAGGGAAAGCUUCGUUAUCCCGACCUUGAAUUUCUCACUCGGCUUGAGUCGCUCAAAAUGACGGCCUUGCGCGGUUAUAAGAAUGCGGAUAUUAAUUUCCCCUCGAAUAUAAAGAAGCUGACGCUGGACGGCCUUCGCUUGCCCUGGCAAAAGGUGUCUGUGAUUGGGGGAUUGGUGAAUCUCGAGGUUCUUAAGUUGAUGUAUUAUGCUUUUGUGGGAAAAACAUGGGAGACGAGAGACGGAGAAUUUGAGCAGCUUCGGUUCUUGAAACUUGAGAUAUUGGACUUUUGCGAAUGGAUUGUGGAGACGAGUGAGCAUUUUCCUAGUCUUGAGCAGUUGGUCAUUCGAGAUUGCAACAAUCUGCGGGAGAUUCCAGGCGAGAUAGGCGAGAUUAUGAUUCUGGCGUCGAUUGAGGUGGAGUCUUGUUUAGAAUCAUUGGCAGUGUCUGCGAAGAAAAUCGAGCAAGAACAACGAGAUAAUAAUGGGAACGAAGAAUUUCGGGUCAUGAUCGGUCAUGUGUUGAAGAGUGGGUGACACUAUGGUUCAAUGAAGAUGAAUGAUAAGGUUUAUGAUGGUAUUUUCCCAAAAUGAGUAAGGAUCAUAACUGUGUGGCUCUUGAAUUGCUUCUGUUAGGAGCAAAGACGAUCCACUUGAUUAGUCACGGUGACAAAUACCUGGUGGCCGAGGAGGACCGCAAGACCGUAACCCUCGGGCGGGACCCAUCAGCCGAGAACGCCAUCUGGACGGUGGAAUUAGCUGGCGGCGGCGACAGGGACUACUGCAUCUGCCUCCGGAGCUGCUACGGCACGUACCUGACGGCCUCAGGCAAGCCCUUCCUCCCAGGGGUGACUGCAAAGAGCGUUGUCCAGGCUCGGGGGCAGCAGGCGUGGGAGGCGUACAGAGACGGGAUGCAGGUGCGGCUAAGGUCCGUGUGGGGGAACUUCCUGAGGCCCAGCGGGGGGCUCCCUCCUUGGAGGAAUGCUAUUACCCACGACUUGCCCCACAGGGGCACGACGCGCAACAAGAUGCUGUGGGACGUGGACGUGGUCGAGAGGUGCGCGGCCACGAGGAAGCAGCUGUCCUUCUGCAGGUCGAGCUCCGCGCACAAGCAGAGUGAGCUCAGGAGUGUGCUGCUGCUGGAUGACCAGGUGAGCCACGGCUUUUUUGGCAUGGCGUGCUGCUGCUACUAUCCGAGGGCGCAUCUUAGGUUGUCCAGCUGAUUUUUUCCUUUUUCUUUUUUCUUUGUUUUUU
Molecule: messenger RNA, 4125 nt
Organism: Striga asiatica
Lineage: Eukaryota; Viridiplantae; Streptophyta; Magnoliopsida; Lamiales; Orobanchaceae
Source: the annotation of a GenBank genome assembly